This is a messenger RNA of Williopsis jadinii, 2904 nucleotides long. It is a transcript of the gene VIP1, whose product is annotated as inositol polyphosphate kinase VIP1. Gene Ontology annotation, cellular component: cytosol. The transcript has a single exon. Gene Ontology annotation, molecular function: ATP binding; metal ion binding; 5-diphosphoinositol pentakisphosphate 1-kinase activity. The record is from RefSeq and is a predicted model, not a curated record. Bases 1 to 2904 code for a protein of 967 amino acids. Gene Ontology annotation, biological process: inositol metabolic process; inositol phosphate biosynthetic process. NCBI's taxonomy places the organism in Eukaryota, Fungi, Ascomycota, Saccharomycetes, Phaffomycetales, Wickerhamomycetaceae.
AUGGCUGAUCCGAUUGAUAUAAAGAAAGUGCCCGUUUCCCCGUUGGUAUUGUCCAAUGACUCCGACAAGGCUAUGGCGUCGAUUGCUCCGAUUCUCGAAGGGUUCUCUCCAAAGACCUCGUCCAGUGAGAACAAUUCUCAGAUGCACUUGCCUCCAGCUGCUAUCUCAGAUAAGAGCGGUACCGUUUCGCCGGUGCGUAAGUCUUCCAACUCGGUGACCAAGCUGCAACUGCCAAAGAUUGGUAAGAUUGGAGUCUGUGCUAUGGAUGCGAAGGUGCUCUCCAAGCCGUGCCGCCAGAUCCUCAAUAGGCUGAUCGAGAACGGUGAGUUCGAGACGGUUAUCUUUGGUGAUAAGGUGAUACUGGAUGAGUCUGUUGAGAAUUGGCCAACCUGUGACUUUUUGAUCAGCUUCUUCUCAAAGGGGUUCCCCCUUGAUAAGGCGAUCAACUAUGUUAAGCUGCGCAAGCCCUACAUCAUCAACGAUUUGGUGAUGCAAAAGGCCCUCUGGGAUAGACGAUUGUGUCUUGCACUGCUCAACAGUGCCGGCGUUCCAACUCCUGAGAGACUGGUGAUCUCCAGAGACGGCGGUCCGAGAGUUGAUGAUGAGUUGAAAGAGGCCUUGAAACAGAAGGGCGUUGACGUUCAGUAUACUCCCGAGCCUGAAUGGAAGAUGAUUGAUGAAGACACCAUCGAAGUCGAUGGCAAGAGGCUUUCCAAACCGUUUGUUGAGAAGCCGGUGGAUGGAGAAGAUCACAAUGUUUACAUCUACUACGCAAAGAAGUCUGGUGGUGGUGGCCGCCGUCUGUUCAGAAAGGUUGGUAACAAGUCGUCGGAGUUUGAUCCAAAACUGUCAACACCAAGAACUCAAGGCUCCUACAUCUAUGAGAAGUUCAUGGAUACAAACAACUUUGAGGACGUCAAGGCGUACACCGUGGGUCCUGAAUUCUGCCAUGCUGAGACCAGAAAGUCGCCUGUUGUUGAUGGUAUCGUUAGAAGAAACACCCAUGGUAAGGAAAUCAGAUACAUCACUGAGCUCAGUGAGGAGGAGAAAACCAUGGCAAAGCACGUUUCCAAUGCUUUUGCGCAGACGAUCUGUGGAUUUGACCUGUUGAGGGUUGGUGGUAAGAGUUACGUUAUCGACGUCAAUGGAUUCUCAUUCGUCAAGGAUAACACUGAGUAUUACGAUAGUUGUGCUAAGAUACUGAGAGAUAUGUUCUUCCAGGCAAAGAAGAUUAGAGAUGUUCACAAGCUGGUCACACAUGAAGCACCAGCAGAGGAGAAACAACAGAAAUGGAUCCUCAAGGGUAUAGUCACUGUGGUUCGUCAUGCUGACAGAACCCCAAAGCAAAAGUUCAAGUAUUCGUUCAGAUCACCAAUAUUCAUCUCCUUGCUGAAGGGAUACAAAGAAGAGGUCAUUAUUAGAGAAGUUUCUGACCUGGAAAUCGUCCUCAAAGCCAUCCGAAUCGCUCAAGAGCAGAAGUUGGAGGACCCAGCCAAGUUGGAGCUUUUGGCAAAUACGUUGUCAAAGAAACUGAACUUCCCUGGUACCAAGAUUCAAUUGAAACCUGUCCUGGAUAGCGAAAAUGAGGUGGAAAAGGUUCAGUUCAUCUUGAAAUGGGGUGGUGAGGCAACUCACUCGGCACGCUAUCAGGCCUCCGAUCUUGGUGAGCAGAUGAGACAAGACAUGGAGUUGCUGAACAAGGAUAUCUUGAACGACAUUCAAAUCUUCUCAUCCUCUGAGAGAAGAGUCUUGACAUCUGCCAACUUCUGGGCUCAGUCGUUGCUGGAUGGACCAGUUCCUGAAGGGCUGAUUCAAAUAAGAAAGGAUUUAUUAGACGACAGUAACGCAGCAAAGGAUUUGAUGGAUAAAGUGAAAAAGAGACUCAAACCAUUGCUUAGGGAGGGAAAAGAAGCACCACCACAGUUUACUUGGCCACCAAAGAUGCCCGAGCCUUACUAUGUGAUUAAAAGGGUUGUUGAGUUGAUGAACUACCACCAAAAGAUCAUGGAGUAUCACGUUGAACACGAUACAUUCGAUGAUAUGAAAUUAGAGUGGUGUUCUGGUGAAGAUCCAUCUCUAUUUGUUGAAAGAUGGAAUAAGCUGUUCAAAGAGUUCACCAACUUGGAGAAGGUUGACCCAUCGAAGAUUUCAGAAUUGUACGAUACAAUGAAAUUUGAUGCUCUUCAUAACAGGGAGUUCUUGGAGAGGAUCUUCUCGCCUGUGAGCUCCAUCGAGAAGCCAAGUAAGUCAACGUUGCUCAUUGAUGAGUAUCCAGAACACUUGAAGCUGUUCCAGGCUAGUGAGAUUCAAGCACACAAUCACUUCCUCUUUGAUGAUCAAAUCUUUAAAUAUUUGAGAGAGCUGUACAAGCUCUCUCAAGUACUGUUCGACUUCAUCUGUCCACAGGAGUAUGGUAUCACGCAAGCUGAGAAGCUCGAGAUUGGACUGUUAACUUCUGUUCCACUGGCUAGAAAGAUUCUCGGUGAUCUACACGAUAUUAUCAAAAACGACAAGCCUGGUAUGAUUGCCUACUUCACCAAGGAGAGUCAUAUGUACACUCUGUUGAAUAUCAUCUACGGUGGUGGUAUCCAACUUCGCAUCAACAGAAAUGACUUGCCUGAAUUGGACUAUCUGUCUCAGAUUAUCUUCGAACUGUACGAGGACGACGCUGGUAAGAAUCAUUCCAUCAGAUUCAAACUGUCUCCAGGGUGUCAUACGCAAGAUCCUUUGGAUGUUGAGUUGGAUGACAAGCACUAUAUUUCAUGUAUUCCAAAGAUCAGUUUGACAAAGCAUUUGGACUUCGAUCUGGUUACUCAAAAGAUGAAGAGCAAGUUCAAGAUCGUUUCGUUGCCAAAGAAGUUCACAGCAGUGAAUAUCUCUAGCCCAUUACAAGCUCCGAAAUGA